UGGAUGACGCCCAUUAUCACUUUCAGCCGACUCAAUUGAGGAUGCGAGUCACUAUGGAUUUCUAUGGAUUCUCAUUUGUUAUUGUUAAUUUGAACGAAUUUUAAGAAGCCUCUGCUUUAUUUUUCUAAUUUUGUGCCAUCAUUAUGUCCUAAGAGUGCGUUAAAUUGUUGAAAUUCGUCAAUUAAUUGUUAAAUUUUGUGAUAAAAAUCGAAAAACGAUUCAUUAAAAAUGCAAAACGAGCAAAAAAUGAACGUCGCAGCAAUUCUUUCUGAUGGCGAUAUUUCCCACUCAUUAUAUCCCGGAAUCACAAUUAUCGGCAAGGAAGAGGGAAAUCUGCGUCUCAAUGAUGAAAAUAUCGAAUCUCGUCAUGCUGGCAUCCGAAUUUCUCUUGUCAAUGGUGCAAUUUCUGCCGAAAUAAAUGAUUUUUGUACGAAAAUCGGGACUAAAAUCGAUAACGAAUUGAUUCCAACGGGAGAAUGGAAACAGUUGAAGAGCGAGAAUUGGGUGACUUUCGGCGAAAAAUCUUUGAAAUUCACAUUUAGACCUUCAGAUGAUGAUUCCGAGGUGAUUUCAUGCAGUCCCGAGCCAAUAAUUCGUGUUCGUCGUCGUUGUCGAUCAAUGAUACAGUCGCAAACGUCACCAAUUGUCGCUACAAAGGAAGUUACUACGUUCAAAAGUGACUCAUGUAUGCUCGUGCCAUCGUCCCAGAGACUUUCUAAUGUUCCAUUGACGACAAAAACCGAAACUAAUGAUGACUUUGAAGACGAAAUAAUUCCCGAAACGCAACAAAUGCCCGAAACUGAGCCUGUAACGAUGUCAGAUGAGGCGUCAAAUGACUCAGAAUUCGUUUUUGUCGAAGGUGACACGCAAGCAAACCCCAAUUUAAUGAAUUCUCAGUUGUUACAAUCGCAAAUUGUGCCUCUUGGAGAGACUUCCUUCGAUGUAAAUGUCAACAGAAGUGACAACAAGAGCAUUAUUAUCGAAAAAAGUGUCGAUGGAUCGAUGCAUUUGCAGUUGGAUGUGACGCCAAGUCAAAAUGUCACGCGAAACGAAGAUCUUCCGGAUAUUUUCAAAGACACCGAAAGUCUCCCGGAUGAAAAUGACGAACCAACACCCGAUAUUCCGAAUCGUGACGACGCUCCAACGCCAGAUCUCCCGAAUCCUGAUGAAAAAAUUGACGAUCGCGCCGAAUCUGUCACUCCAGACUUGAAUGAAAUCGAGCAAGCGGCAGUUGACAGCCCAAAAUCAGGCAAAGCUUUGACCUCGAUCGCAUCCACAGAGUCAAAAACAACAAUUGAAGGCGAAGGAUUGAUCACGGAAGACGAUAACAGCACCUUAGAUGGUCACUCAUCAGUCGAUAACGAAGAAAUUUACAACGCGGCAACACAAAAAUUCAAUCCAAACACUUCUUCUGUCGAUAAAAACACGAAAGACGACAGCGACGAUGACAUAUUUUUCGCUCCAACACAAAAAAUUCCCUCACCAUUGACACGAAAAAUCGCAAAACCUGAACCGGUGUCGCCUGAAGUCGAUCCCAGCAUCUACGAAUGUGCCACGCAACGUCUUAAUACCUCGGAAAAGGAUGAGGAACCGCAUUCAAGUACGCGUGACGACAACAUUUAUGAUGCCUUGACGCAAGUUAUUCCGCCGGAGUUCUUUGCAACGCCCGUAAACAUUCCAGAACCUGUCGACGAGGACACAAAUGACUCGGAUUACAAGUCAGCUGAUAGUAAAAAUAAGCAGGAAUCGCCGAAAACCACUCCGGAGGACAGCAUUUUCUUUGAUUCGUUCUCGCAAUUGAACACGCCGCAUAUUUUCAAAGGGAAAUUACCGCAACCGAUACAAGUGAAGGAAGAGGAUGAAGAGAAAACUCCGUUGAAACGUGAAAAUGGGAUGAAAAAUGAUGAUCAGAGUCCGAUUGCGAGCCCAGCUGCUAAUAGUACGAUGGUUAAAAGGAAAAUUUUUCAUAACAAAAAAUCUAAUCUUUUUGCACAUCUCCAAGGCUCUCCAUGCCCCAUGGUAGAUCCAAAUGAAGUAAACACGCCCGAAGGUCUCCACUUGCCGCCAAAAGACGACUUAGAAAAGCAAUCUACCAACUUGGAACACAAAAAGAAGUCCGAUCGUUCAUACUUUUUCGAAGACAUCCCCACAGAUGCUACCGAAACACCCUCCGCCGAUGAAAUUUCUGCCCUAAAUGACUCCCGUACUCGCUUCCAAGCCAAACCAAAAGUCGCUGAGCCCCCAAAAAAAGCAGAAAGACGAUUCCCGAAACUAAAACCACCCACUAUGUUACCUCCAGCAUCAUCAUUUUCAUCAAAAACCAUGUCGCCAAAUACUUUGGUGAAGCCAGAUGAGCUAAAAAAGCGCUCAAAAAGUGCAGAAACUCCCGCAGAAACAACUUCUCGUGAACCAAGUGGCCGAAAACGCAUCAGAAGUACCAAAUUAUCCGAAGAUUUUGUCACUUCGACUCAAAUGGACAACAUGGAUUUCGAAGAACCUGUAGCUAAGAAGUCGAGUCCGUUGCAGGAAAAGCCAACAAAACCUGAAACACGAACAAGAAGCUGUCGAGUUGUGGUAAAACCAGUAGCUGCUGUGGCAACUGCCCUUCCGGAGUCAAUUUCGCCUGAGGAAAAAAUUAAUACGCGUAAAAGGAAGGCAAUGGCGCAGAUUUUUGGCAGUGAUAGCGAAGAAGAAGAAGAGCAAAAAGCGAAAUCGCCUCAAAAAUUGAGAAAAGUUAAGACCGAAAUCAAUUCUGAAACAGAAAAUCGUUCCAAUGAGCCUCUGAAAAAAACAUUAACAAGCAAAAGUCGCUCAAAACGAGAACCAAAAGUCAAAAAAGAAGUUGAACAAGUACCUGACAAGGUCAAAACUCGUCUUCAAGAUGCUCCGAAACAAAAAAUUCUCUUCACAAUGGUCAGCAGCGCCAAUUACGAAUCGAAAAUUAAAAAGACUGGUCACUCGUUAGCAACUUCCAUUAGCGAAGCAACAGUUCUAGUCACGAACAAAGUUUACCGUUCAGCGAAAUUUCUCUCUGCACUCAGUAUGGGACUUCCGAUCGUCACCGACGAAUGGCUCAAGGCAUUUCCCACUAAAUUAGACUAUAACAUCGAAAAAUACCUCAUAAACGACUCCAUUAGUGAAGACAAGUACAAAUUUAGUUUGCGUGGCAGUUUGGAAGACAUUCAAAAAAACGGCGCAAUUUUAAAGGAUUUUACGAUAAUUUGUUCGCCCAACACGAAACCCGUCCCAGAUGAAGUCAAAUUGAUCGUCGAAAGCUCCGGCGGGAAAUUUUCCGACAAAAUCGACGAUUUGCCCAAGAAAAAAGACGAAAAAUGCCUCGUUGUUGCCGAUGCGAGCGACAAAAAGUUCAUCCGUGAUGCCAAAAAGAAAGAUUCCAAGGUGAAAAUUCUCACAACCGAGGCUUUUAUGUUGAGUGUCCUGCGAAACGAACUAGUUUUAGAGAAAAAAUUACUUUUGUGAGCGAAAUGUAUCAAGUUUAAAUUAUUAUUUCAUCAAAUUUUUUCAUUGAAAAUCCGCAGA
Messenger RNA from Culicoides brevitarsis, 3540 nucleotides. RefSeq names its product mediator of DNA damage checkpoint protein 1-like. The transcript is spliced from 5 exons. Bases 229 to 3480 code for a protein of 1083 amino acids. Gene Ontology annotation, molecular function: protein binding. The record is from RefSeq and is a predicted model, not a curated record. Lineage: Eukaryota; Metazoa; Arthropoda; Insecta; Diptera; Ceratopogonidae.